UCAUCAUUCUACUAGACGUGGCUUUCAUUUUUAACUUGUUAUUAAUAAUACUUUAGUAAAUUUUAAAAUGGAUUGCCAAAUCAAAUUAUCAUUAUUAUUAUCAAUUGUUUGCCAUUUAUUCACUUAUAGUAAUAGUUUUGUAAUAACUGUUGAUGCACAUACGGAAGAGUGCUUUUUUGAGCAAGCUGAUGCUGGAACUAAAUUAGGAUUAACAUUUGAAGUUAUUGAUGGAGGUUUCAUGGAUAUAGAUGUAAAAAUAACAGGUCCUCAACAAAAUAUUAUCUAUAAUGGAGAAAGCGAAUCUUCCGGCAAAUAUACUUUCGCAGCUCAUACAACUGGAAUUUAUACAGCCUGCUUUGGAAAUUUAAAAUCUACUAUGACUCCUAAAGUAGUUAUGUUUUCGAUAGAAGUUGGUGAUGCUCCACGUCCAACAGCUGGUGCUCCAGAUAAAGAUGAAAUUGGUCACACAAAACUUGAAGAUAUGAUCCGAGAAUUAUCUGGAACUUUAACAAGUGUCAAGCACGAACAAGAAUAUAUGCAUGUGCGCGAUAAAAUUCAUAGAACCAUUAAUGAAAGUACAAACUCUCGUGUUGUGAUGUGGUCAACUUUUGAGGCUUUAGUUCUCGUAGUUAUGACUGUAGGUCAAGUUUAUUACUUGAAAAGAUUUUUCGAAGUCAAGCGAGUUGUCUAAAUUGAAAUUUAAUAAAUUUUGUAGGUACCAUUAACAUCUAAUUUUGUUUAGGAAUAUGUCCAAAUUUAUGUAUUACUUCUCUCAAAAAGUUAAAAAUACAAAUUUAAAAAUUG
Condylostylus longicornis is the source of this 804-nucleotide messenger RNA. RefSeq names its product transmembrane emp24 domain-containing protein 2 (gene CHOp24). The transcript is spliced from 3 exons. NCBI's taxonomy places the organism in Eukaryota, Metazoa, Arthropoda, Insecta, Diptera, Dolichopodidae. Gene Ontology annotation, cellular component: endoplasmic reticulum; COPII-coated ER to Golgi transport vesicle; Golgi apparatus. The record is from RefSeq and is a predicted model, not a curated record. Bases 68 to 691 code for a protein of 207 amino acids. Gene Ontology annotation, biological process: endoplasmic reticulum to Golgi vesicle-mediated transport; Golgi organization; intracellular protein transport.